Messenger RNA from Struthio camelus australis, 4852 nucleotides. RefSeq names its product prickle planar cell polarity protein 2 (gene PRICKLE2). The record is from RefSeq and is a predicted model, not a curated record. Lineage: Eukaryota; Metazoa; Chordata; Aves; Struthioniformes; Struthionidae. Gene Ontology annotation, molecular function: zinc ion binding.
GGGGGAGCGAGCGCCCGGCGGAGCGGGGAUGCGGAGCGAGGCGAUUUAAGCUAUAAAGCCUAGCAAGGCGCAGGGCAGAAAUCGCCCGCAGCGGGUUUCCCGGCGAGAGGGGCGAUGUGCAACGCGUGUCGCUUCUGAAGGGCUCGGACAAAAGCCGGCCGCGGGUGCCGAGAGAGCCCCCGGCUGCGCGUGCCCGCGGGUGCCUGGGUCCGUCUGGAGAGGAUACAGGAUGCUUUAUUGCACUGCGGCGGUUUCGCGGCUCUUGGGAGCAGCCCCCCAGCGGAAAGUAAACUGUCAAAACUAGCGUAGCAGAACAUCCCCGCGGAUUUUUUUCCCCCCCUGCACCGGCAUCGGCGUUGGUGGGAAUAGGAAGAUUUGCCUUCACUGUAAGUGCUCCCAGGAAGAGCACAUCGUAACAGUUAUGCCUCUGGAGAUGGAGAAGACCGUCACCAAGCUCAUGUUUGACUUCCAGAGGAAUUCGACUUCUGAUGACGACUCUGGCUGUGCCUUGGAAGAGUACGCGUGGGUUCCUCCGGGCCUGAAACCCGAACAGGUCCACCAGUACUACAGCUGCCUCCCCGAAGACAAGGUCCCCUACGUGAACAGCCCCGGAGAAAAAUUGCGCAUUAAGCAGCUUUUGCACCAGCUGCCCCCGCACGACAAUGAGGUCCGCUAUUGCAAUUCCUUGGAUGAGGAGGAGAAGAGGGAGCUCAAACUCUUCAGCAAUCAAAGGAAGAGGGAAAAUUUAGGGAGAGGCAACGUCCGGCCAUUCCCUGUAACCAUGACUGGAGCCAUUUGCGAGCAGUGUGGGGGCCAGAUCAACGGCGGGGACAUGGCUGUCUUCGCCUCGCGAGCAGGGCACGGCGUCUGCUGGCACCCCCCUUGCUUCAUCUGCAGCAUUUGCAACGAGCUGCUCGUCGACCUGAUCUACUUCUACCAAGAUGGGAAGAUUUACUGUGGCAGGCACCACGCCGAGUGCCUCAAGCCCCGUUGCGCAGCGUGCGACGAGAUCAUUUUUGCCGACGAAUGCACCGAGGCCGAAGGCAGACACUGGCACAUGAAGCACUUUUGCUGUUUUGAAUGUGAAACGGUGCUGGGGGGCCAGCGGUACAUCAUGAAGGACGGCCGGCUGUCCUGCUGCAGCUGCUUCGAGUCCCUCUACGCCGAGUACUGCGACACCUGCGCCCAGCACAUCGGUAUUGACCAAGGCCAGAUGACGUAUGACGGUCAACACUGGCACGCCACCGAGACCUGUUUCUGCUGCGCUCAGUGCAAGAAGUCCCUCCUGGGCCGGCCGUUCCUCCCCAAGCAAGGGCAGAUAUUCUGCUCCCGGGCGUGCAGCGUCGGCGACGACCCCAACGGCUCGGACUCAUCGGAUUCGGCGUUUCAGAACGCGAGAGCGAAGGAAUCCCGCCGCAGCGCCAAAAUCGGCAAGAACAAAGGGAAGGCCGAGGACAGCAUGUUAAAUCCGUGCAGCCAGCUGCAGGUGACCUCGAACCGCCUUUCCACAGACGUGGAUCCGCUCUCGCUGCAGAUGGAUUUGCUGAGCCUCUCCAGUCAGACACCCAGCCUCAACAGAGAGCACCUGUGGAGGAGCAGGGAGGAGCUCUAUCACUACGGGAAUAAAAUGGAGCAAAGUCAAUCCCAAAGCCCUCUGCAACUCCUCAGCCAAUGCAAUAUAAGGACUUCGUAUAACCCCAGCCAGGUGCCAGCCUCUCAGCCAGAUUUAUGGGCUAAACAUUUCAGCAACCCAAAGAGAAGUUCCUCGCUGGCAAUGAAGGGGCACAGCAGCAGCUUCAUCCAGGAUUGCAGAGACGACUACUAUUCAGGAAGACUUCGCUCACAGGAGAGCUACAGCGAUAUGUCCAACCAGAGCUUCCCCGAGACCAGAGGAAGUGUGAAAGUCCCAAAGUACGAAGAAGAAGAAGAGGAAAGCGGGAUGCCGACACAGCAGUGUCGGACCCGGCAUCCCAUCAACGCACUUAAGUUCACAGAGGACCUAACACCCACGGAGCAAACUCCGCGGGGCUCCAUGGAGUCCCUCGCGCUUUCGAACGCAACAGGCCUUUCUGCAGAUGGCGGAGCCAAGCGCCAGGAGCAUCUCUCCAGAUUCUCGAUGCCAGACCUGAGCAAAGACUCUGGCAUGAACGUCUCGGAGAAGAUGAGCAACAUGGGGACACUGAAUUCCUCCGUGCAAUUUCGAAGCGCUGAAUCCGUCCGCAGCCUCUUGUCCGUGCAGCAGUACCAAGACAUGGAGCCGAACCUGCACAACCUCGCCAGCCCCAUCGGGUACCGAGAGCGGCCGUCGCACGGGAGAAUGCACCAGAGCUUCGACUACGGCAGCGGGGUGCCGGCGAGCAAACUGGCCGCGCAGGACGGCGCUAGGCACGCCCCCAUGAGCGAGCGCACGCGCCGACGAACUAACCUGCGGGACGACGACCGGCAUUACCGCCCUCACAGGCCUCGGCGGUCUCGCCGCUCCCGUUCGGAUAACGCCCUCCACCUCGCCAGCGAGCAGUGCUGCCGGCUGAAGGAGCGGCCGUCCCUGCGAGCCAGGGAAGACUACGACCAGUUCCUGCACCAGAGGAGCUGCAGAGAGGCCAUGGAGCACGGUCCCCGCAGGGACGUCUACGGCCAGUGUCCGCGGACGGUGUCGGAUCUCGCCUUGCAGAACCACCUGGGCGAGCGGUGGGGGCCCUACUUUGCCGAGUACGACUGGUGUUCGACUUGCUCCUCCUCCUCGGAGUCCGACAACGAAGGCUAUUUCCUCGGGGAACCGAUUCCACAACCCGCCCGCCUCCGGUACGUGACCAGCGAAGAGCUCCUGCACAAGUACGGCUCCUACAGCAUGCCCAAGUCUUCCACCUUGGGCGGCAGAGGACAGUUACACAGCCGGAAAAGGCAAAAGAGCAAAAACUGUAUCAUAUCCUAAUGGCAUCCUUGCCGGGCACCUUCAGAGAAUGUAAAUGAACUCACAAACUUGCACUGUUUUAGAUCAUGUAAGCGCUUUUGUUGUAACAAAAAGACCUGAAGAUUAGGGAUUUGUAAGAAGGUUGUAGACUGGCUUCUAUAAAUAGUCAUAAUCGUGGGCACAGUGAAUAUAUUUUGCACAUCUUUCUUUGAGGAAAAAAAAGUUCACUUUAGCCUUUAAUAUUUACCUAGUAGUUUUUCCUCUUUCUCCCAAAUACUGCCACCCUUUAAAGUUCCGUUUGUCCGUAUGUUUUAGUUACCACUGUUUACUAUAACCAUCAGUUUGCUAGUAGCUUUUGCUUUCCACCACGCUUUUAUUUUUCAUUACCCAUUUUGGUAAGUAAUUUGUCUCUCUCAGACAGUGCGGGAGCCUAAGUUAUUUCCAUGAUUGUUGUAAAUGCAAUGUAAAUGAGAGUUUGGAGAAAAUAUUUUUGUAUUUUGUAAUAUCAGAGGAAUUUCUAUAUCUUAGGAGUCACUGGGAAAAUGCAUGCACAUUCAUAACUGUUUUCAGCCAGAGCUAAACAAAUGGUACUUUGGAAUCCCCUUUCCAUUUCAUCAUCAUAUUUCUUAAGUAUAUCAGUGAAUUUUUGAGUUGUUAUUUGUUUGAGGGGUUUUUUUUAACUUUUUUUUUUUUAAGUUUGUUUUGUUUCCUGGUAAAUGAAGAGAACAUUUUCUGACUCAUUAAAUCUUGAAGAGGCCUCGGUGGCAUUUUGAAGUCUGCUCACACCUGUGAUUUUCAGGUACACUCUAUCAGUCAAAUACAGGAAUCCUGGCCGUUGCAAAAGUGACUUUUUUGUUAAACAGAAAAGAACAGAACUACCAAAUGUCUGCAAAGUUGUAAAUGACCAAAGCUGGAGAAGGAAUUUUACAUCUCUGUAGAGAAUGCUGAAGUUACUAAACGUUGAACUAUUAUUUGGAGUAAAUAAAAGUGUAAUGGUGCAAUUGUGUGAUGUCAGCAUGACGUUGUUUUGAGUAUAGACUUGUCUUAUGGUGCUCUAGUUUCCUGGGUUAUGUUAACUGCUGUUCAUUACCAAGUGGAAGUUUCAAUAUUGCCUACUACCUAACACGUUAAGAGAACGACUGCAAGCUACUCCCAGCGGGUCUGGUCCUGCCCUGGCGAGACGCCCUCGCCUCUCCGAGGCUGGUUGUCGCCGGGGCCUUAUCCCCAGGGCGGGAUCAGGCCCCGAUUCUGGAGCUAGAACAAACCAACAAAAGCAUCAACAUGGUCGAGUGUUAUAUAAAUAGGGCUCAACUGUAUUGUAUUAUGGUGGAUGUGAGUUUUUCUCUGUACGCUUUUAAACCAUUGAGGUACUGACAUCGAGGUGUGUCCCGGCGCGUUGUCCAGAGGGACAGCGGAGGAGGCAGAUGUUGCGUGGGAUUGCAAACGAGUGCGGUUUCUCGCAGCGGUUCCCAGGGCACGGCUUCCUCGCAGCCUUUGGUGCUGGGAGGGGGAGGACGGGAGGCCCCGCGUCCCCCCUGCCGACGCCGGCGGCAAAGCUCCCGUUGCCCUCAGUGGAGGAGCAUUUGCAAAGAGGCUCUUGGCACCUAAAGAUGCAGCCGGGCACUGCAGCGGGUUACGGAAACCUCUGCUUUGACCCGCGCUACGCCUGGGAGACGUAGCCCCGCUGCGCGGCACUCGUCCCAAAAGCUUUAGGAGCAUCAUGGGGUGCCAGAGCGGGGCUGGCGCUGGCCUGAGCACCCUGUCCAAGAGCGUGGGAACAAAGCAUUGCCUACUCAAAGCAGCAGAUACAGGAGAUCUUGACGGUGGAUGUCUCCAUACCACAAACUAUUGCUAGGAAUUUUUUUGUUGUUUGUAAAGGACAGUGUGAUAAUUAUUAUUCCUUUAAAAAGAAAAAAAAAACCACUUAAGUAUAUUUAAAAA